AUGUCACAAUCACAAUCUACAGAUACUAAUCGUGAAACUCCACUUUGUUCUGAUGCUCAAAGUAUUAUACCACGUUUUGAAGCUAUCGAUUCAAUUGGAGGUGUUUGCACCCCAGUAGUAACUGAAGAACAAACAAAAUGUAAUGAUAGUCUACCAAAUCAAUAUUUUGAACAGGAUACUAUAACAGCUGAAGUGAUUCCCACUCCUCCCACGCCUCCUACGAAUGCUGCUACCACCACUACUACUCAAGAAUCUUUCAUCAUUACAUCACCAUUGUCAUCGCCACCGACUAUUGAACCUUCUCAACUGCCUAAAAUAUGUGCAAUAGAACGAUUAUCAGACGCAAAUAUCCCUACACAUUUGUCACCCAGUACAACGAUUGGAUUAUUCGUUGACAGUCAGUUCACUUGUAUGACUACAAUUAACACCAGUACCUCAAAUCCUACAACAAAUGUCUCAUCCAUUACUACUAAUACAACCAGCACGACGACGACCACCACCACCACGACAACUACUACUACAACUGUUCGACGUCCUCGUCAUAAACCUGCAGAACGACGAGAACUGCUCGAGUUAGCUGUCAAUGAUGUCUUAGGCUCACAGAUAUCUAUGCGUCGUGCUGCACAAAAGUAUAAUUUAGCCAAAUCAUCUCUGUGCGAUUAUGUGCGUAAAAAUGGGAUUAUUCUACCAAAUUUACGUUUUAAAUCUUAUCAUCAAACGCUGUCAGGUUCAACAAAUAAUGGUAGUGGUAGUGGUAAUACUACCUCGACGAAUUCAUCACGUCAAACGUCAUCUACGCCAUCAGCAUCAUGUAAACGUGCUAGUUCACCAGUUGACGAUCAGACAAAUACCGCCUCGAUGAUAACUCCUCCUUUGCCAACAAAACUCUCCUGUGGAAUAAAUCGGAAAGUUAAUAUUGGUAGAACAAGAAAUGUGGAUCAUCCACAUCAUCAUCAUCAUCAUCCUAAUAGACAACAAACAAAAUUAUCUGGAAGAGGUAUAAAUCAGGCAGAGAAUUUAUCCUUUCCUUUAGAAAAUACUAUCAGAGGUGUAUCUUCUGCAAGCGCCUGUGAUAUGAAUUGUAUACGUUCGUUAAUAUCAUGUGAUCGAGCUGGUGUAGAUUCUUGUUCAUCUGAUAUGUGUUUCUCAUCAAUGAAUCAACGUUUUGGUCAAAAUACACCGAAUCAAAGCAAUUUAUAUAAUAGUAAUAAUAAUAACAACAAUAGUAUAUCGAAUAUGACCAAGUGUUUUAAUACUCCGUGUAAAAUUGGUCGUAUUGAAAGUCCUUGGCAUAAUGCUGCCGGUUUGCCUACACAAGUUCCAAUGCGUUCAUGGACUACAAAUAAUGCAUUUACUGGGUCAUUACAACAACAACAACAGCACCAACAAUCGUCGUCAUUAUCCUCUGAGCAAGAAGCAGCAAUAAACAUGACAUCUACAUCGUCUUUCAUAACAUCUACAAAUAAUGCUACCGGUAUAUCUGGGAAUCCUUUAUUAUUACAUUCGGAUAUUCUAGAUGAUUCUUCUAUACUGACGACGGCGGCGGCGGCGCCUACUUCUACUUCUACAACUCCUACUCCUAUUUCUACAACUGUAAUGAAUAAUUGUAAUCUAUCCAAAUUAAAGUUGAAUAAUCUCUCUCAGACAAUAAGUAUGAAUCAUGCAUGCCUUUCAUCGUUAACAAAUAAUAAUAAUUAUUUAAAAGUACAUUCUACCGAUAAUAUUAUGAGUAAUGAUCAUAUACAAAGUUGUACAAAUGAUAGUUCAACUAAUCGAUUAUUAUCAUUUAAUCAUGAUUGUUUAUGCCCUACAGAAUUUAUGAAUGAUGUUAAUAUGCUUACAAAUUUUCCAAUUGAUUCUCCUGCAUCUCAAUCAUCUGUUGAAUUUGAUCGUCGAACAUUUUUAAACGAAGAAUCGGCUAGAUCUCUUCUGCAUAACACUUCAGAUCGAAAUCUCAACGGACUUUCAGAUUGUGAACAGUUGAGAUCGAUUGUAGACAGUACAUAUACCCAACAACAACAACAACAACACCAUCAACAUCAUAAUCGUAGUACAAACGAAACUUCAACCAAUCGGAUUUCAUUCUCUUCACCCGCUACAAGUUCUGUUAACAAUUUGGAUUUAUCUAAUUCAAAUAUAACACGAAACUUUUUGUCUACACCGCUUAACAACAAUUAUUCAGCAUCGAAUUGUCAAACACCUUCCAUUGAAGGUACAAAGUAUUCAAGGAGUACCACUUGUUCAAGUUCAGAUAAUACCGCCUUAUUAUCAUCAUCUGAAUUGAGUGGUGGUAUUGUUGGUGGCGGUGCUAUCGAUCGGUUUAUAUCAUCGAAUCCUAGUGCAGCCUCUGCUCUCUACUCUUUUCUUGGUCUUGUAUCCAGUGGAAGUAGUGGUCAGGUGAAUUCAUCGUGUUGUCCAUCAACUACUCCGCUUUUUCAGUCGAAUUUAUUAUCUUCUAUUAGUCAGGCAGCUGUAGCCGCCCUACUCUUACAACAUUCGCGUACAGCAUCCAACGUUCCAGUCUAUCCUACUGCUUCUGCGAACAAUUCACUUCCUUUAAAUUGUACCAAUCAUCCUAAUUCACCUGUUAUCCUCACCUCUUCUUCAUCAUCGACAGCAGCACACUUUCAUCCUGUAGACGUUGUCAAUCAGACCAGUGUAACAGAUAAAUCAUUUAAUAAUAAUAAUAAUAACCAAGUUACUCAAUCGAUUCCUACACCCUUCUCAACAAGUCAUCAUCAAUACAAUAAUAACAAUACUACUACCAGUAGUUCAGAGUUUAUAAAUUCCUCCUUAAAUCUUUGUGAUCAACAAUUAAGUUUAUUGAAACAACUUCCAAGAUUUUUGAUUGGAUCUAGUGGUGUUGGAACGACUUCACCACCACCGACAACAACAACAACGACAGCAAGUGGAAUUGAUAUUCUGCCACAGUUGCCUACUCCUCAUCAUCAAUCUGCUGCUCAAUCUUUAAGACAAUUAGCCAACGCUUUAUUCUGGAGUUCAUUAGGAUCAAAAGCUAUUGAUUUAUUAUCAACAUUUGAAUCGGAUCUAUUACAGCAACAGCAACACCAGCCAAGUCAACAACAUCAACAACCAUCUCAACAGCAACAGCAACAACAAUCCAUAAAUCCAUUAAAUUGUUCAAAUCCUCAUUUUUCACAUCAUCAUCAUCAUCAUCAUCAGCCUACUGUGUCAAAUUCAUCUGUCUCGACAACAGGAUCAAAAAGUGAAAGUGUCAACUUUCAGAAUAGUAGUAAUAACCCUAUAAAUAGUGCAAGUUAUCAAGUUCAUUCUAGAGAAGAUUCAGAGUCGAUUAAUAAAACAUAUCAUCAUCAUCAUUCAUCGCUGUCAUCAUCAACAGCAACAACGUCGUUAUUGAAUUGUGAAAAUCUACCCAAAGAUCAGUUACUACUUCCACUGCAUUCCUCUUAUCCUAAUAGUAAUAUUAAUAAUAGUAAUAAUAUGUCUGCGCAUGUAGAAGGUCUCAUCAACUUUAUUAAUAAGUCGCCAACUCCAUUUCAUGUUAUACAUAUAGUUCGACAUUUGUUGAAUUCUCAUGGUUUUCGUGAACUUGUUGAAAAUGAACCAUGGAGUAUACGACCAAUGGACAAAGUGUAUGUUACUAAAAAUGAGUCAACUAUUAUUGCAGCAGCUAUUGGUGGUCGUUAUGCACCUGAGAAUGGUUUCACUCUACUCGGUGCACAUACAGACAGUCCAUGUCUUCGAUUGAAGCCGAAUUCGGAACGUUUAAAAGAAGGUUAUAUUCAGCUGGGUGUUGAAACUUAUGGUGGUGGUCUAUGGUAUACAUGGUUUGAUCGUGAACUGACGCUAGCUGGACGUGUAAUUGUUCGUGGAAAUGGUAGUGGUGCUGGCGGUACUGCUACUGAAGGACGAUUAGAACAACGUCUGGUGCAUAUCAAUGAACCGAUCGCUUGUGUUCCCAGUUUAGCAAUACAUCUUAGUCAAGAGAUUAAAGCCCAGGGAUUUAAUCCAAAUAGUGAACAGCAUUUGUCACCAAUCCUGUGUACUAGUAUAAUGGAACAGUUACACAAUCCUACUCUUCAAGGUUUGAUGAACACGGGGUGUGUAAACAGCUCAACCAAUCCAUGUUCUAAUACCUGUCCUCUCCCAUUGCCCAAUAAACACUCUCAUCAUCAUCCGCCAGCAUUAUUACGUUUAUUAAGUGAACGAAUUGGUGUCAGCGAACAAGACAUUGUCGAAUUAGAAUUAUACUUUGCAGACUCACAACCAGCACGUGUUGGUGGUAUUCACAAAGAAUUCAUUCAUGCUCCACGUUUAGAUAAUCUAUUCAAUUCUUAUGCUGGCCUCCAUGGUUUCAUUGAAUCUCUUCCAAAUUUGUCAUCUGAGUGUAAUAUGCGCCUAUUGUGCUUAUUUGAUCAUGAAGAAGUUGGAUCCACAUCAACCCAGGGUGCUAAUUCAGCGUAUACAUUGUCAGUUAUGCGUCGACUUGUCAAAUCCCUAGAUACAUCUAAUCUCUCUGCAUCAAACAACAACAACAGCAAUAAUAAUAACUCAGAAUGUCAUAAAUGUUGUCAUAGUAAUAUUGAUUUUUACUUUGAACAAUCCUUGGCUAAAUCAUUUUUAGUGUCAGCUGAUCAAGCACAUGCAGUUCAUCCAGCCUGGAGUGAACGUCACGAAUGUUAUCAUAAGCCACAAUUACACAAUGGUGUUGUUUUAAAGUAUAAUACAACACAACGUUAUGCUACAAAUGGUUUUACAGCAGCAACUAUUCGUGAAAUUGCUCGAUUGGCUAAUGUUCCAGUUCAGGAAUUUGUAUCUCGACAAGAUAUGCACUGUGGUUCUACUAUCGGUCCACUGUUAUCCUCUCAAUUAGGUAUACCAACAGUGGAUUUAGGCUUUCCACAACUGGCUAUGCAUUCCUGUCGUGAGCUGUGUUGUACAUCAAGUGUUGAACAAGCUGUCCGUCUGUAUUCAGCCUAUUAUGAAAAUUUAUCAAAAAUAUGGUAUUGUUGUAAUAAUAAUCAUAAUAAUGAUAAUAAUAAUAAUGACAAUAUGAACACAGAUGAAGAACAAAAACAUUAUUCUUAUUCUUAUUAUUAA
This is a messenger RNA of Trichobilharzia regenti, 5082 nucleotides long. NCBI's taxonomy places the organism in Eukaryota, Metazoa, Platyhelminthes, Trematoda, Strigeidida, Schistosomatidae. The record is from the annotation of a GenBank genome assembly.